Molecule: messenger RNA, 957 nt
Organism: Adineta ricciae
Lineage: Eukaryota; Metazoa; Rotifera; Eurotatoria; Adinetida; Adinetidae
Source: the annotation of a GenBank genome assembly
AUGCAAUGGAACAUGGAUCGACGAUUAAAUUCAACAUUACACUUAGAAGAAUAUACUAAGUUUAUCACCAAAAGCACCUUGGUAGCAACGCAAGAAGAUAUUCCACGUAUCAAGCAAAGGAUUACAUCGUAUUCACCAAGUGAAGUCUCGAAAAACUUGAUUCAACUCAAACAUCAAGCAUGUCGAAGAUGGAGGAAGACUAGAGAUGAUGUAGACAAACACCAGUACUACAAGUCAAAAGUCCUACUUACAAAUUCACUUGGAAACGACAGAAGAAACAAAUUUAACAAGUUAAUGUCUUCAUUAUGUCAGAAGAAAAUGUAUCCGGAUGCAGUUUGGCGAACGGUGCGCAAGUUCCACAACAAGCGGAUCAAACAAACCUAUCCAAACGUCAUGAAAUACAACAACACUACAGCAAAACCAGACAAGGAGAAGGCAGAUCUUUUUGCGGUUUAUUUCCAAAAUAAGGUCUACUUCGAAGCGCCUGACUCGCUGCCUUUUCAUGAUCAAGUAACUCGUCGAACAGCCUGCGUUAGAAAAGAAAUGACAACGAACUCAAACAAAACUAAGUGGACACAAAUCAAUGUCAAAGAAGUUAAGUAUCGUCUGAAACAACUUCGAAACAGCGCCACAGGUCCUGACAACAUCCACAAUAGGUGUUUGAAAAAUUAUUCAAAAUUACUUGUCCAACAUCUCACGACCUUGUAUAAUGAAAUUUUGAAUUACGGUUACAUUCCUGACGCGUGGAAACAGGCAAAAAUUAUUCUUCUCUUAAAGCCGACGAAAGACAAACAACAACCGUCUAGCUAUCGGCCCAUUAGUCUCUUGAACUACUUAGGCAAGUUACUGGAGAAAAUAGUCAGACAACGUCUAAUGUCUGAACUUAAUCGACGCAACAUCUUACCAGAACAUCAAGCUGGCUUCAGACCAGGAAAAGUACAGUAUACAAUAUCGUGA